GAAAGCUCUUCGAUCACCUCUCUCAACUUGAGAAUCCUGCAUCUCUAAACUUUCACACAUCGACAUAAACUCACUGGCUUUCCUUCAUUCAUUUGAGCCAUAUUUACUGCUACGAUACUCUUAGCUGCUUCAUUAUCUACAUUCCGCAACGAAGCCAUUCUCGAUCCGCCUUUCGGAACGCAAAACCAUCUCUUCAUCUCAAUUUGCUACACCGCAACCAUGCGUAUCAACCCUCACUUCGGGAAACUGCCAAAGCUCAGAUUUCGGAGGGAGUCACCAAACAGUCCCUGGAAAUUUGUCACGAGAGUCUUUGAAUCAAGCCAGGGACAUGCUCGCAGCCCACAAGCAGAAGACCACCACCUUGCGUUGGAGUCACAAACAUUCAAGCAGGAGGACCAGGCUGAAGAAGAAACAUGCAAGAUCCCACUGGAAAUACGCUCAUUCGUGCAGGAGGAUCCGGGUGAGCUAGAAACACCUAAGAUACUAGAGAAAGUCAAACGGGAAUCACCUGCGGUUCCGGAUCAGGUCGACAGGGCAUCACCCACAACCCCAUUGGACUUACAAUUAUCCAUACAGGAGGAUCCUGUGAAACGCAAAGCGCUCAGGGUCUCAGACAUGAUCGAACGUGAUCCAGCCACGGUAUCAGAGGAGGUCCACCGGGCAUCAUUUCAAGUUCCAAAAAGAAUCAAGCGGGCACCAAGCACAAACCCCAAAAAGAUCGAACGGAGACCAACUCCAGUCCCGGAUCAAGUCGAACGUCCUCGCAAGCAACGCUCACUCGGACCACAGAUCGACUCUUGUGUGAUCCCCAAACACCUUCGAGAUACGGUGAAGCGAGAUUACUGGGACAAAAACUUCGGCCGGGAUUCUGUCAAACAAGGCUAUCUCGAUGAAGAUGUCACCGAUGAGAAGCUUACAGGGCACUACCUGCUAUCCGCCCGUCAGGAUCCCAAACUGGAAGUUGUCAGAUAUUCCAGGGUCUCGAGGAAUGGCAGGAUCGAAAAGCCUGAGCUUCGAAAGAAACCACUAUACCACCGCGGCGAAUUCCCGGAAGAGUUGGACAGUCCUACGUUGUCAUGGGCUAUAGCGACGGCCGAGAAUAAAUAGUUGAAACGUUCUGUGGCGAGAGCUGAACGGCUUGACGAUCAGCUUACCAACGAAGGAGGCCUUAUGUCUGCGCUGAGACAAAGGCGUUCAGAUCCGAAACUAGCAAAUGAGUAUGAGGGAGCCUUUAAGCAGUGGGAUUCAGAUUUGGCGAGGAGUAUUCCGG
Molecule: messenger RNA, 1270 nt
Organism: Exophiala viscosa
Lineage: Eukaryota; Fungi; Ascomycota; Eurotiomycetes; Chaetothyriales; Herpotrichiellaceae
Exons: 2
Coding region: 220-1107 (295 amino acids)
Source: RefSeq, a predicted model, not a curated record